UCGAUAUAUAUAAACUCAAUUCCCCAACAAGAUGGCGACAAUUUUAAACCCAUUAUUGACAUCAUCACGAAUCCCACAUCCUACCCCACCAUACACCUACCCCACCAAACACAUAUCGCGUCAAUGGCUGCUCAGAACCCCACUUCCGGAAAGGCUUGGCUCAUCACCGCCACCCAGGGCGGUCCCGAGGCGUUGAAGCAGGAGACCAGAGAUGUUCCUAAGGUCGAGGCCAACGACGUGUUGGUGAAGAUGAAGGCGGUGUCGCUCAACUACCGGGACUUGAUCAUCCCGCAGGGAAUGUACCCGUUCGCCGUUAACACUCCCGUCAUCGCCACAUCCGACGGUUCGGGCGAGGUUAUCGCCAUCGGCUCAAAGGUGACGGAGUUCAAGGUCGGCGACAUGGUAUCCAGCCUGUUCCACCAGGGCCACCAGUCGGGACUUCUGGACCCCCGGAGCAUCAAGACCGGACUCGGCGGAGCCCUCGACGGUUGUCUGCGGGAGUACGCUCUUUUCCCCGAGACGGCGCUUGUCCGUGCGCCGAGCAACUUGAGCUUCGAGGAGGCUGCUACCCUCCCCUGUGCCGCUGUGACCGCGUGGAACGCCCUCUACGGCAACGCCCGCCCGCUGAAGGCUGGAGACUCCGUUCUCGUCCAGGGAACCGGAGGUGUCAGUAUCUUCGCGUUGCAGUUCGCCAAAGCUGCCGGUGCAUUCGUUAUUGCCACCACAUCAUCCGACGCAAAGGCUGAGCGCCUGAAGGCUCUCGGCGCCGAUGUUGUCAUCAAUUACAAGACCGACGCUAAUUGGGGCGAGAUCGCCCGCAAGCUGUCUCCCCGUGGAGAGGGUGUUGACAUCGUCGUCGAAGUUGCUGGCGAGAUUACCCUCCCCCAAUCCUACGAGGCGGUCAAGAUCGAGGGCACCAUCGCGAUGAUCGGCUUCGUCGGCGGCGCCGGCAACGGCGGCUCCGCACUGGCACCAUUGACCCGCGUGUGCACGAUCCGCGGAGUGUACGUCGGCUCCAAGGCGCAGAUGAUCGACAUGAACAGCUGCAUUGAGGUCAACAAGAUCCAGCCUGUGAUCGACUCCGAGAUCUUCGACUUUGAGCACGUCAGGGAUGCGUACAAGUACAUGAUGGCGCAGAAGCACUUCGGCAAGGUUGUGAUUAGAAUCUAAGCGGCUGAUGCGUCGCGACGAAUGAUGAAUGUAAUUUAUAUUGGAAGGAGUCAUAUCGUACCCUACGUACAUACGUAACGAGACAGGAACGGUCAUUUGCAUGCU
Molecule: messenger RNA, 1275 nt
Organism: Tricharina praecox
Lineage: Eukaryota; Fungi; Ascomycota; Pezizomycetes; Pezizales; Pyronemataceae
Product: putative zinc-containing alcohol dehydrogenase
Exons: 5
Coding region: 124-1170 (348 amino acids)
Molecular function (GO): oxidoreductase activity
Source: RefSeq, a predicted model, not a curated record